Messenger RNA from Bradysia coprophila, 4379 nucleotides. RefSeq names its product Coiled-coil and C2 domain containing 2A (gene Cc2d2a). Gene Ontology annotation, cellular component: ciliary transition zone. NCBI's taxonomy places the organism in Eukaryota, Metazoa, Arthropoda, Insecta, Diptera, Sciaridae. The record is from RefSeq and is a predicted model, not a curated record. Gene Ontology annotation, biological process: protein localization to ciliary transition zone; non-motile cilium assembly.
UUUCGUUGCUUAGCUACCAGACAGGUGUUCAAACAAACAAAUUGUCGAUUAAGUUGGAUGUGUUCAAUGUGUACAUAAUAUUGAGUGGUAUAACAUUGUAAGCUAAAAUUGUGUCGUGAAAAUAAUUUCCUGAAAAUGUUAAACGCAAAAAAACGGCGUCGCAAGAAGAAAAAAACCGAAAAUUUCUUAAACGUGAGAAAAAAGUCGCAUACCCAACCUAUAGUAUCGAAAUUACCGAAAAAUAAACCAAAAUUAAAUGCAAACUAUAAGACAGAAGAGUUAGAAGUUCAGUCGGCAUUAUUGUCAAGGCAAAAAAAUGAUUCCGAUUUAGACGCCCAGACAAUUGAUAGGCAAAUUUCAUUUUUCGUGAACAACGUCGUCCUUACUCAGCCUGAAGACGCAGUUCCAAACAAUGGAUCCGAGCAGAGUUUGAGAACGAAUGAUAAUGGAUUGCAGCUAGCUUCAUCGUUUGUCCAAAUUGAAGAUGAAAGUCCAGUCGAAAAGUGUAAAAAAGGAAAAAUAUUUUUCGACGAUGACCAGUUGCUUUAUUAUCCAGAUGGACGGAGGAGUGAUGGGCCGAAAGACUAUCAGUGCUCCAGGGAUGAUGGACUUUUCGAACCAAUUAAACCAAGUCGAAGCAAAGGUAUGACAUUGUUACUUAAUCGAUUUAGUGAGGAAAAUUCGAAUGAUUGGGUCACGGAAACGGAUCAGCUUCCUGGUCUACAAAGUUUUGUACAAAGCACUCGAUUAGUUCGAUCAGUGGCAGAGAAAGAAUUUACCACCAUCUUGUACAACUCUCGUCCACAUUCUAUUAAAGGAAACCAGGCGCAUUCCGACUUGAACCGAGAAAAAAUUCUCAAAAUUCACAUACAUGAUGUCACGUUCCACUCACAUCCUUGUCUUAACAAAGAGCAGGUCUUGGCUAGAAAUAUUGAGAAUCGCUACAAACAGUACACAUUGAGACGGACAAUGGCAGUGGCGGAACGUUUACAGCAGAAAGUGAUUGCCUUAAGGAAACUUCAAAUGCUUGCGGCUGAUGAGAACGUGGACAAUAAACGAACCUACCGAAAUGAUAUCCGUGAUUUGCGAACCCAAUUGCAUCGUGAACAAAGGAUCGACAGAGACAUUUUAACGUCAAUACUGGAGCAAUGGAAAUUGUUGAAGAAGCUAAGAGCAGAUCAAGGCUUUGUUUCCACUUCAAUUAAAUUAACCAUUCGAACGGAUCCGGUGGACGAAUCAGUUGAUCGUGAAGUGUUUAGCAGAGACUUUGAAUUGGAAUUGAACGAAAUUUUCGAAGAAGCAAUGCAAGACUACUUGACUGAGAGAAAGCACCGUAAGACUGGCACGGACAACAGUGACGAUUUUGAAUUAAUUAAGAAAAUGGUGAAGCCAGACAUUGACGUCAUUCGGGAAAAACUGUUGGCUGAGUAUUCGAUGUGUAUGAGACCUCCUGGCGAACCGAUAAUUCGCGUGGAACUUCAUAAGACUGAGGAUUGCGUAGAGACGAAAAAAAUCAGGGACCACUUCUCGACCUCAAAAUUUUUGUUGGAAAUUGCGUUCGAUAAAACGAAAUUAAAUUCGGAACGAAACGUCCAGUCGAUUGCUGGCGAUCGAAUCAUUUUAGAUGCCAUUUAUUCAGUCAAGUUUCGAAACACUGUGCCUGCCAAUAUUCAGUUGACUAUUUACGAGGAAAAACUUUUGAGAACGCGGAAGAAAUGCGCCAAACUGAUUAUACCAGUACCCGAUGCCUACGACACAUUCAAAAACAGUGACCUAAACUUCCUGAGCUUUGAUUCCACGAAAAACCAAAUAUCCGGUCAAAUCGGAAUCAAAACCGGAUGGAGCUACUAUGACGAACCGGAAAAUCGCCAUUUCUUGCGAAAGAAUCGUCUGAUUGAACAAGCAACCAAUACGGUACAGACCUGGUAUGACAACCACAUGAUCGAUCCUCUCGAUCCGGACGCAAAAUCACUCAUAGAAAUAAUCCAUCAGCGAAAUGAUGUAAUUGCCGGCGAGGCAAGCAGUCCCGGCAAACAGUUCCGUUUGAACGAAAACGUAUUUCAAUUUUGCAAGCCAUCGGAACAAGAUUCACGUCGAUUGCACAUUCUAGCAUCGCGAUUCAACAAUCACCUGCGCUUCAAAGACGAGAAAUUCGUUCCUUCCGAGGACAGAGAAAUUUGUUACACUGACGACGAACACGAAGAAAAUAUCAUUGAAGAUUUGAAUUGGUUGUCGAUUGAUGUACAACGGCACAAAGGUAAAAAGCACCUGCUGGAAAUAUUUGAUGUCAUUAAGAAUCAUUGCGAAAUUAUUGACAAAAGUAUCAAUUUGAAUGAUCUGCUGGUCGGAGAUUAUUCACUGUCCUUUAGGUCGCUGGUUUCCUCUAUUAUUAGUAUGUUCGGCCCGAAGCGACCGUUAAAUCCGCUACGAAGGCAUGCCCCAUUAUCACGAGUCACUUUUAAGCCAAGUCAUGUCGAGAAUUUCAAGAUAAUAGUCAACGUGCUUCGGGCGUCAGGGAUACCACAUCGCCAAGCCGAACAAAUUUCUCCCACCAGAAGAUCCAGUAUAUUAUCAUCGUCACACAGUCAACGAAGUGGGGCAGUUCUGCCGUAUGUUGUUGUACAAUACAAAGGAAAAACUAUGAGAACGACUACUGCUGAAGGAUCGAAUCCAACAUGGAACGAACAGAUUGUAAUAUCAACGAGGUUAGUUGCUGUAACCGGCUCACAGAAUCGUAUGAAAGAGCACUUAUGCCUGCAAGUAUUUGACGAACAAGUCGAAGAGCUGUUUGACGAGGAUCGACUCAAAGCAAAUGAGAUUUACCAGAGACUGUCCAGUAAAUGGUUGGCAGAACUACGAAUUCCCAUCUACACCAUCUAUUCCAUGCAAAGAAUUGAAGGCAUAUUCGAGAUGACAACACCAAACAUUCUGUUAGGCUACUCUAAGCAGCCAGUCGUAUGGCCUGAUUCGUCGGUUGAACGUGUUCCACAAAUUCGGAAUUCGGUGUAUCUCACUAUUUCCGUCAGUCUUGAGCCAGUAUUUGAUCCCAUUGAACUGACCACAUCCAAUUUGGAAUGUACUGAGCUCGGCGAUGUGAAGAGCCGUGUACAAGAGUGGUACUAUCAGUUUAGAGAAGAAUUUCCGAAUCGUUGCCAAGACCCGUUCGUUAGUCUCUCGAAUGGUAAAAGGGUCUGCAUUACACGCUUGGUUGGCGCCAUCGACAUACCAUUUGAGCACAAUAACAUAGCCGAGUUCCUCAUCAGGCGGUUCGUGUCGAUGAUUCCCGUCCUGCAGAUUGGUGAUUUUUGUACGAAGCUCAAGGGAAUCUGGCUGACUAAUGACCAAAUCAUGACGAUACUCACGGCAUCUGCUAAAGAUCUGGGUGUAUUGUUAUGCUGUUACUAUUUAUCGCUGGGAUAUCGAGCCUAUCUCGUGCUGGGCAAUGCUUUUCCCAAUGGUGAUACGACAUUCGUUUUGAUCAAGGAAAACGGGGAAUUCAUUCUGGUCGAUCCGUUUACCGGUAAAAAGUACUCAGCGAAUGACAUCAAUUGCACGUUAACCAAAGUCUACUGCUUGAUCAGCAACGAGAAUGUCUGGGCGAAUAUCCAAAAAGAGAAUCGAGUUUACAUGACGAAUUUCGAGGUGAGAAGCACUGCAUUCUGGCGACCAUGCUUCAAUAAAUCGACCAAAGCACCGACUGAGCUAGUGCACGACAGAGAUUUUCCGUAUUCGAACAGUGACGACAUAACUGAACUGAUAAUUGCGAUCGAGCAGAAAAUUGUCAAGAAAAUCAAUUCAUGGCGAUCGAAUCGAAAAACCAUCUGGAAUCGGAGUUUGAGUGAGACGCUACGGGAAAUUCUUGUCAAUUUAGAAGAGGACGUCUGUUACGAAUACGAACACAAAUCGUACACGGAAAAGAUUAAUGCAAUAGCAUCGUCGUACAAGUUGAGCGGAUUUCCGUUAAACACACGCUACACCAAUUUGUCGGAUAUUGUUGCGCGAGUCAAGGCAACACAAAUUCAUUCAUUCACGGACAGCAGAGUUGAAUUUUCGCUUGCAGUUCACAUUCAACCGUAUCCCAAUAAUGUUCUGUCGGUAUGGAUAUUUAUACUGUCGUUGGUACCGAUGUUUUAAAGUAAUAAUAAAAAUUCAAAGAAGGUGGCGGCACCAGUCGCCGGACAUGUACCAGUAGAACACCAUAUUUAUCGUUCAUUCAUAAAAGACUAGACUAUGAACGUGAGAUUUUCAAAUUUGUAUAAAAAUACUUACCGUCUGGACGGGCAACAAAAAAAAUUAGUUUCUGGUCUAGGAGGCGCUCAUGGAAAACGAACAAAUUCUCUCAAUAAUUCGAUUUAAUUUUGUUAAUUUCGACGAUAAUU